This is a messenger RNA of Pogonomyrmex barbatus (red harvester ant), 11426 nucleotides long. RefSeq lists its product as uncharacterized. Gene Ontology annotation, molecular function: microtubule binding. NCBI's taxonomy places the organism in Eukaryota, Metazoa, Arthropoda, Insecta, Hymenoptera, Formicidae. Gene Ontology annotation, cellular component: centrosome. Gene Ontology annotation, biological process: microtubule anchoring. The record is from RefSeq and is a predicted model, not a curated record.
AUGAUAUAUAUGUAUUGUGUAUGUGUGUGCGUAUGGUAAUAUGUAUGCAAUUACCGUUUUCCGUGGAGAUGUCACGUUUCUCCUGCGCGAUUGCGCUCGUCACUGAAGAAAUUACACUGGAUUGAGGGAGAGAAUCGUUUCUACGAUGCCUUAAUUAAGUUCAUUUCUUUUCAUGGUCAUUUUCUCUGGUCAUUGUACUUAGAUGUUUCAAGUUUGUACAAGCACUAAAGAAACGUAAAUAAGUAAGGACGGAGCAACGUUGUAAAAUAAUCGAUUCGCGGAUUCUCAAUUUUGAUUACAAGUCUUGCGGAUAAACAACGUUGUUAUAAACGAUAGGAUUAUUUCAUUAAAUAUGCUGUACUGCAUUCCAUUAUAAUCAUACAUGCAUUUACGAGGAAUAUGGAUGACAAUGUGAAUUUUAUGGGAUGUUAUCUAUAUAGUUCAGAAAUGAGAAUAUGAAGAGUAGUAGCCAAAAAGAGGAAUCUGUUGAUAAAAAAAGAUAUGUUUUCUUCUCAGAUCCAGAUGUUAUCGCAAAACGCGCCGAGACUUCCGCUGUUGCAGCACAGAUUAAUCAAGAAUUCAAGGUACAACAGCAACUUUUUAAAGAACAAUCAGCUGAUUUACAGACUCUUGCAAUUGGUCCAAAUAGUUUAGAAAAUGUGUUAUCUUAUCAUCCUGUACAGCCAUAUCCCUUUACAUUUAUCAGUGCUGUGAAACAAAAGCUUGCUUUAGAUGAUCAUAGUGAUAUUGGCAAAAUACAUGAUUCAAGUUCUCAAGCAAAGAAUAGUUUUAUUUCUUCAAUAUUAAAAACAAAUAGUAUACAAAAUUUGAAUACACAAAAUCAAAUUGUAGAAAAUAUGGACUUCAUUAAACCAUUAAAAGUACCAGAUCUUAAAAUCUCCCCAAAAACUUUGGAUUUCUCCAGCAGAGAAAAUUCUAAUUCGAAGGAACUGUCUUCCAUGAAAUCUGAAAUAGCUGCAAAAGAAUUUGCGCAUGACAGAUCUGAUAAGAGUUUAAGAACUGGUGAAAGAGUGCAAAGAAAAUUAGAUUUUUCCAUGGAUGAAUCAUUCAUUAAUUGUGAAAGUAUAGAACCAUUAAAAGCACCAAAUGUUUCGAUAGCAUCUAAUUUAAGCAAAAAGAAAGAACAUGUUAGAGACAGUUCCAGAGAAAAGGAAAAUAGAUCUAAAAGGAUGAAAAAGGAUGAUUCCUUAUUUGUAAAGAGGGAUGAAUCUGUGAAGGAUCAAGUAAAACGCAGUCGAAGUCCAAGACAUGUCUCCAAAAAAGAUGUUAGCGAUAUUAGAUUACCAUUACCAAAGAGUGAUAGACCAUUCCAUGCUACGAAAAGUAAUGACUUUUCAUCAAAAUCGAAAGAUAAAAAUUUUGUAGCGUCCACUGCAAAAAAAGAUGACAAAAGACAGAGAUCCUUUAAUACGCAGUCUGCAGAAUUAACAAGAGACAAUCUUCUAGAAUCCAAGAUUCAAACAUCCAAUGAGUCGCGAGUUUUUCCAUCUUGGAAAGAAUUAGAUAAAGCUACGUUAAGAGAUUAUAAUACGAGUGUUUUAUCUAGCACUGAGAACAAAUUUAAAGACAUAAACCAUUAUUUUCUUAAGUUAAAUCCUGAAGUAGAGAGAGAAGACUUGAAACAUAAAUCUGAUUCAGAUAAUAAAUUAUUGAAACAAGAUAAGUUAAGCACCAUUUACAAAGAUCAAAUGAAGAGAACAUCAGACAAAAGUAAAAUGUUGAACAAGAGUGAAGAUAAAAUCCACAGCGUUAAUUCAGAACUAUCAGAAAAUGAUGGAUUUAUGUCUGAAGCAAAUAAUUCCAAAAAUCGUAUAAGUGCUUAUUUUGUAAAUUCUACGCAAUCAUCAAAGAGUAAAGAUCUCGAAACACCUACGGAGAGUAAACAAAGUAUUAAUUCAACUAGAUCAACUAAAACUUCAGAGAAUUUCAAAUAUGCAGAACAUUCCAUGACGCAAUCUGCAAGCAUUAAAAAAGAUGAAGAAUCAUGUUCUCAAAGCGUUAUUACUACUAAAGAAACGAUUACUAAUGAUGAUUCAAAUGAUGUGGAUAUCAAUACACUGCCAGAGGCAUUAUUUGAUUCUAGAAGAAUCUCUCUCAGGGAUGGUUAUUCUCCAACAGAAUUUCAAAAUUUGUUAACGCCAGAAAAGAUGAAUCUUCUUAUGCUUAAAUCUAAACGAAGGAGGUACUUGAUGCAAAGCAGCGAUUCGGAAGUAGAAACGAAAUGUCCAAAGUAUAAACCGAUGAUACAAUCUGAGAAAGAUGAGGAGGUACAAUUGAUACAUCCAACAGCUUUACAUAUGCAAUUUCAGGCAGAACUACAUCUUUAUGAUUCUUAUAACGAGUCUCUCAGACAAGUUAUGGACGUUGAAAAGUGUUUGUACAACAGCAAGUGCGAGAUGAAAGAACAAAAAAAUCCACAGAAAAUUGCUGAGAAAAAUGAAGAAUUGGAAAAAGUGCAAACUGAAGAAAAUUGUGCCGCUGCUGCAAUUGAUAACGAUACUGUUGAGAAAUCAACAUGGAAUUCGGUUGACUAUAAAAAAAAGGACAUCACUGAAGCUCGAAAAUCAAGUGAUGAAGCGCAUUUCAAUAGAGAACAUUACAUUUCGAAAGGCAAAGUCGAUGAAUCUGGUUAUGGAUUUAAUUAUGGGAAGUUUAAUAAAGCUAUGAUUAAAGUGGCGGAGGUACAAACUCAAACGGUGAAUGAUAUAGCGACCCAAACGGAUAUAUCAGCAGACGAACGACACGCGGAAAAUAGAUUAUCAGAAAUUUGUGAAAACGCAUAUGAACCAUUCGUGAGGGAAACCCAAGUUCCCCAGUAUAUGACCUUAAAUUCGGCCGAGCAAUUCAAAGAUUUGGACCAAGUAGAAGAGUUAUCUUUACCCAGCAGAAUAAGAACCAUGUCAGAAAUUAGUUUACACGAAACCACUUCAUCGAUAAAAACAGAGACUGGAACUGAAAUUAGUAUUUCCACUAGAGAUAUAACGUGUUCAUUUAAUCAGUAUAUAGGUUCAGAGCUGUCACGACUUUUACAAGAUGAGAAUCAGCGUAGAUUUAGAAUUGAAGAGUUAUUUAAGAAUCGGGAAAAAACGUUAAAUGACAAAACCAAAAAAUUGGUGGAGUUAGAAGAACAAAAACGUGUGUUGAAAGAUACCGGACAAGACAGUCGUUCUGUUAAGAAAAAACAAAGAGCUCUGCUUUUAAAACUGCAACAAGAGAAGGACGAAAUACAUGCAUUAAAAUUAUUGUACGAAAUUACGAGUCAAGAACGGAAGCGUAUGUUACAAAAACAAAAAGAUAUGUUUAAUUUGCAAAUGUCGACGAAGAGUAUUUUAACGAAAUUAAAGAGAAGCGCUGAUAGUCAAUCACCGAGAAGAUUAUCAGGCCCUAUGAAAGGCUAUGAUAUACGCAGUAAUAGUUCUAUGAGCUCACUAAUUGAUUCAGAUAAAUCUCACCAUGAUCGGUCUCAAAUAGAUCCAGGUCUGCAUGCAUCCGAGAACGACAUAUCCAAGCUUGAUUUGCUCAAGUCCAACGCAUUUAUAAGUUUAGCUGAGGAGAGUAACACAUCUGCAACAAAAUUCGAUGAGAGUAAAGAACAGGAGGAAAGUCCUGUGCAGAUACAAAAGAAAAGCGAUAUGUCAAAAUAUAAGCUGAGAUCUCCAAAGUACGAAGAAAAAAUGCCCAGAGCGGAUAUUCUGCGGCAGAAACAGAAUCAAUUGGAUAUGGAAUCGAAACGGAUACAAGGCCAUCCUAUGAAAAUAAAUAUUCGGCUUUUGGAAAAUCAAGAUCAAAUAAAAGUGCCGCAGUCGUCGAAACCAAUAGCAGAUACACUAGCAUCUGACUAUGUAAAAUCUGAAUCUGAUACGUUAGUGGAAGAGUUAUCUAAAAGAUCGAGAACAUCACAAAUAACAGACCCCUCUAUACAAACCGCGACGAUUGCAAAAGAAAAAGACUUAACUUCUAACGUAGUAACCGCUAAUAGUGAAUCUAUAGAGGAAGAAAUAAAUACGAUAGUUCAAGAUACUGUUUCAAAGACGACGCAGUCACAAAUCUCUGAAAUAUUUACGAAUACAAGUAAGAGCUCUAGAAAGGUUGAUAAGUCCAUUACGAAUGAUAAAGACAUAUCUAAGAAAUUGCAACAUAAUGCCGAAUUAAAGACAAGCUCCAAGCGUAAAAGUUCCAAGUAUCAGAAAACAAAAUCGUCUUCUAGUAUAUUAACAGAAAAUAUAUCGCGAUCUAAAUCAAACUCUCAUAUAUCAGAGGAGCUUAUUAAGCAUCAUGAUAAACGGACAAAAGUGGAAACCGAUUUGUUUCAGUUAGAUAACGACAAAGAAAGUUCAAUUUUGGGCGAAUUGGAUAACGAAAGUCAAACUUCGCUUCAGGCACUUGUUAAGCAUUCGAAGACCAUCAAAGAUAAAAGUGCGAAAUUAUCGAGCGAAGUAACAAAUGAGAGUAAGGAGAACGGGUCCAUUCAAGUUUCAAACAAAAAAUAUGAAAAUGGUGAAAGGAAUCUUGCGAGGAACGAACAAGAUACUCAAAAUGUAUCUACGUCUCAAAUUAGUACUUUUGCCGUUUCCCAUCACAGUUCUGGCGAAAGCGAAAAGAAUUUCUCGAGGUCUAUAGUUCUUAGAUCACAAGAUAAAGAUUUCGAACAAAUUUUGAAUGCACGCGAAGUUGCACUUGCAUCCCGCAAGAACUGCGUCGAGGAGUGGAUGGCGUGGCACGCAAGGUUAAGAGCGGAAGAGGACCGUGUCAGUCGCAUGGAGCAGACAGCAUUUAAACUCGUUGCAGCAUCUAAUGUUGAUCAACAAGGAGGAGAGAGAGAUCUACGCUCUUUUAUAGAUACUACUGUGUCUUCCGAUACGAGCGAUGUCGAAGGAAGGAUAGGCCUUCUCACUGAAAAAUUAGCGGAGCGACGUCUCGAAAUGGCGCGUCUAAAAAGAGAAGCAAAGAAACAAGCGAAGAAGCAAUUGCGUGCUUUGGAAGCAAAUCUGCUGAAUCAAAUCAAAAAGUAUGAUACGACUAUUCACGAAAUGCGCAAAAAACUGGAAUCGAAGAAAGCUAUUAAAGAAACGGAUAAGUUAGCGAUAGAGCCAAAGUCAUUGGCUGACUUCAAAGUACCUGAAAUACCACUUAAGAGAAUACAGGACAUUUACAAGAGUAGCGACUUAUUGAGAUCCAGAUCGGAAUCUGAUCUUCUGUCAACGAGAAAUCAGCAAAAGGAUUUAUCGAAGAUCAUAACGCCUGUGGUGUAUGGUUAUAAACAUGAGAAAUAUAACUCUCAAAAGUCUACAAAGUCCACGGUUAAAAGCGCAAGCGCUUUAGAAUUAAAAGGUACUACGGAUCUCAACGAUAGCACUCGGAUUAUUUUUGGCGAUUAUGCAUCGACGGAAGCACACAAUAAAAUUCGAACAGCGCUUUCAGAAUCAUCGACUUCAAAUGAUGCACAUGUUGGAAAAUAUGAUCUUUCUAUGAAAAGACAAAUCGAAGAAUCUACUACGAACGUCAAAAUGAAACAGAAUGGCGUAUCGCACGAUGCGGAAGAUGCUAAAACCGAUCCUAAUAUGCAAUCGGAAUUAGAGGUGCAAACGAUAUCGGAUACACGAUUUGAAGAUCACAGUACUAUCAACACCGAAUCGGCGAAUGAUAAAUUAAUUACUAGUCAAUCUCAGCCGAAGACUCUUACAAUACUAUCUGAGAUUCAAGAAGUAGAAAACACCGAAAAUUCCAAAUCUAUUCCGAGCAAAUCUGAGUACUCCACGGAAAACGCUGCACGUGUUACAGCCGCUGAUUCUAGUAUACUUACUUACUCGAGAAAGUUAGAUUUUCUACAGUUAAAUAAUAAGAAUUUGAGCGAGGAUAUAAGUUCUAUCGAAAAAGAUAUUAAAGCGCUUUCGGAAAUAAUGUCACGUUUAAGCAACGAAACAAAUGAGAAGUCGAAAGUAGAUAAUGAUGAAAGGAAUACGUCGCAAGAUAUAUCAGAAAUAAUAUCUAAAUCGAUUUUUAGUAACAAAACAACUGAUAUUGAAAACGAGAGAAAGCAAACAGCGUCGGCCGAAACGGAAAUAGAUGAAUCACCACUUUCUAUGUCGAUAAAUAAUAGAAAAUUGAUAUCUUCUAAUGAUUUAAGUCAUGAUAAAUAUUUAUCAGACAAAAUUAAUGAAAUAUCGACAAUAAUUCCAGAAAAAGCUCCUAUCAUUUCUAAAUCGCCUCGCGAAAUUGACUACGAAGCCAAAAGCAAAGAAAUUAUGAAUGAAAUCGAGAAAUCUAUUCUGUCAAAACACACUAAGAGUGGUGACCCAGCUUUAGUAUUAGAAAAUGGAAAUGAAGAAUUAUUAAAUGAUUUCGUUUCCGAGCUCAGUAUAAAAUCGAUUUCCGAGAUACUUUCUAAAGUAUCAGAAAGCAGAAAGAGUCUUGAUCUUGCCAAGAAUACAGCAAAACAAAUCGAUAAUUCGAAGAAUGAUAUAAAUGAACAAAGUGAUUUAAGUGAAACAAAACUUGAAAAGGAUCUUGUAAAAAGUCCAGUGGAAGAAGCGCAUUUACUGAAAUUUUCUGAACACUUUGGCACCGAGUUAGUGCAUUCUCCCAUCAUCGCCGGUCAUCGUUCAAAGGAAAAUUACAAAACGAUAUCACAAGAUGACUCACGAAGCGUGCCUAGCAUAGUUUCAAGCUCGCAUAUUCUUGCCGGCGAAAAUUACAAGUCGUCGAAAAAGAUUUCCGAGGUGGAAGCCAGAAGUGACGUUGAUGAUGCGAAGAUCCUCAUAUCAAAGAACCUCGAUGAGGAUAUUCACACGGAGGCGCUCGACAAUACUGUGACAAAUUCAAUGACACUUGCGUCUAAUGUCGAUCAAAACCAGUCGCGUAUCAUCAGUAAUAUUUCUCAAGAUAAGAAUGACUGGACGACGUCUGAAUCGUUCGAAGUUCCGCAAGAUGAGAUUAGUACUGGAGUACGUGAAGAAUUUGCGAAUUCAAGAUCGGACUUGAGUCAUACGGAUUCAAUACGGAGUCAUACGGAUGCUAUGAAUAAGUUCUCAGAAAAGAAUGUAUCACACGUCGAUGACAUAGCGAAUAAAGAAGCUGAAAAUGAACAUUUAAUAAGCGACGCUGACGCAUCUGGCCUUUUUCCAAAAGAGAAAUCUAUCAAUGUACAAGACGUCACGUUUAACAUCACAUUAACACAAUCCCAAAUGACGAAGAGUAAUGACGAGCUCGAUGAUAUAUUGGAUAUAAUAGCUAGAGAAAACAAUAAAGAAAAGAGCAUUCCUAAUAAUGAAGAUGAAAAACUCAAUAAUGUAAUGUCAGAUUCUAUGAUUGAAUUAUUAGAUAGAGUUAAAGAUAUAGUGGAAAAUGAUGAGGAAAGCGUAGAUAGUCGUUUCAAAGGACUCUUAUGUGAUAUGGACAUCAGUCUAGAUAAUCGAACUACAGCAGAUGAUUUGAUAUUAAAUAACAAAGCGUCAAGCGAAACAAAUGUUGGAGAUAUAAAUGAAAGUAAUAAAAUUCCUGCGAAUAUUUGCGAAAAUAAUAAAUCUAGUAAUCAUGAAGAAAUAGUGGAUACUUUGUUACGAGCAGUUGACGAUAAUAAAACUACUAUAGAUGUAAAUUUACGAGUGGAAAUCGAUAAUGAGGAGAGUCCAUGUGAAAUGGUAUCAGAAGUACAAGAAAUUAUAAUAACGGAGCUGGAUUCGAGUAGUGCCGAGGAUAACGUAUUAUCGGAACUUGAAAUUGAUGCUAAAGUCGAAUUGGCUGAAGAGGAAGAAUUCGCCACGUGCAAUGUAGACGAGGACAAAAAUAAAUACGCUACCAAACGUAGCCAAGGCAUUACGUCUAUAGAGAUAAAGGAAUGUUUAGAAUCAAUUUCCGAACAUGAUAGCUCGGAAGGCGAGCAACUGGACAAUCUGGUGGAAGUCGCUAUGAGUGGAUUGGACACUGUAGAAAAACCCGUUGCACUGCGCGAUUCUCCUAAAUCGGUGAUAAACGACGCAGUAUCUACGCAGACUGGACAAGAGGCUGAAGAAGAGACGACGGAUAAAAUCGAGAAGUAUGACGAAGUCGUGAUGUCGGAUGCACCAAUAAUUGAAAAUGUUAACAAAACAUUCGAGAUAUUAAAGGAUCCCGAAUACGAGGACAUAUCCGAGGAGAGUCUCGAGGUGUCCGAAAUUUUAGACAAAAAUGAUCUCCCGAGGACACCCGCGAAGAAAUCUGCCAAUCUACCGGAUAGCUAUCGGACUACCCAGAAAUCAGAGGACGUAUUAAGAAUAUUGGACGAAAUAUCGCAGAAAUCAUCGUCGGAUUCGAACAAUUCGCAAAAUAAUCAGAGAAGUGUCCAGAGCGUGCCGAGUGCAACGGAAGAGAUCAGUAAUCUGGGUGUAGAAAUCUCUGCAAUUGACAAUAGAGAAUCGUCCCUCGAGAGAAAUAGAAUAGCGACGAACAAACUCGAGGAAAAAUCGUAUGAAGUGGAGGAGGAAACAAGGGAUCGAUUCCAGGAAGGAGUAAAAUUGCAAGAUAGGCGAAGUCGGUCGACAGAGGUCAGCGAUGCGGACGAUUUGUCCAAGAAGAAAAGCGUGAUUCCUUUGAGAUUAGAUGAGCAUGACGCGGACGAUAAGUCUUCUCAAAUAAUACACGAGCUGCGCGAGAGAGUCUCGCAGCUGCAGGAGCAAAAUGGCUCGUCCGAAUCCAGCGAGGCCAGCGAUACUCCAAGGGGUGUAUCCGAGAUCGAGAUGGACUCGCCGAGAGAUUUUAAUGACUCGAGAUUGGACAUUGAUAUCCUAGAUGAUGAUUUGUUGAGUGGCUCCAAGGCGACGAACCGGAACAUCGAUAUGGAUACUAAUUUCCACUCUGCGUCCAUCGUCACGGCGUCUGACAAGGACAUCGAAACUAUGAUCGACGAAUUAAGAGCUUCCCUCCUGCAACCUGGUCAUGACAGGCAAGCCAAAAUGCUUCGGAUCGAACAGCUAGAGAUCGAGUUGAAGAUCAAAAAGUUGGAAGCGGAAGAAGUGUCUUACUACGUUCGAGAAAUACCGAAUAAACCACCGCCUCCUUACAUCCCACCGGAAGAUGGCCGAUUGUCGACUUCACUCGGUUCACCCACGCCGGUCACCGCUGUGAUCCCAUCGAAUGUUGAGGAGCUGACAUCAUUCACCGAGAAAGCUACAGCCCUAAUAUACAACGCCAAACUGGCCGGCGAGGACAUCGCGAAUUUAGAGGCUCCUCCCGAGAUUUACGAGUUGACCAAAGAUAAGAGCGAGAGCGUAAAACGAGACAGGCGGAUCUACAACACUUUCCUCUUCGAUCUUUGUAAGGAGACAAUCGUGGAAGUCUAUCGAGCGGAAUACGAGAAACCCGGCCCGAGUUGGACGAAGCCGAACGUGAAGACGAAACCCAUGAUGAAGAUUCCGAAGAACGUCGAGGAACUCAUCGAAUACGUUAAUAAAGAAGUUGCCACACUCUUCGGCUUCAAAACGAAGCUGCAGCGAGAGAAUAUGGUGAUGCGUUGGAGCAGAAAACGCAGAGACAGGGUUGACGAGUUGCUGGCGAGAGAAGCCCAGGCCGAAGAGGAUGAGUGGACGAAGUUUCAUCAUGACGAGCUGGCGGUGAAAAAUGGACUCACGGUUACCAUACUGGAUACCCUCGUGAUGGAAACUGCGAACGUGGUGAAAAUAGCAUAUGGUAAGAAGAGAAGAAUGAUGGUGUAGCGAUUAUUAACUUUCGCCUUAACUUUUGAGCAAAGGCACUAUCUUGCAAUUCAUUGUUAGUUGAAAUGGACAAAAGUGAAAUAAAUAUCCUCUCAGUUAAUGUUUCCUUAUGCAUUUCGAAUAUUACGUUACUGUCAUACAUACUUUUGUCCAUUAGUACCUUAAAUAUACCAUAUAGGCUGGUUCCUAUUUAUUUGUUGACUAUGCAAUUUGUUGCCUUUCUUUUUAUAUCAACAAAGCUGACGCGUGUGAAUGUUCAAGUAGAAGAUACAUUUCAAUAAGAUGAAAUGUGAAUGACAGAGAAAAUAUAAUUAAUACUAGCCAUUCAUGAUUCGAUAAUCAAAUGCCCUAGGUCAGUUUUAAAAUUUAUUUCUUGUUAACGACAAGUUUAACGAAUUUCUAACAUUUAAUGAUAAUUAUAUGUUUAUAUGUACGGACUAUCAUAGAACAAUUAACAUAAGGCGUACGGUACUAUGUGUUUCUAUGAAAAUGACAAUUAUUAAUCAUCGAAUAAUACGGAGCGUUUUGUUCAAUUUAACUUAUACUUAGAGUUUUUAGAUUAAUGGUAGAAAUAUAGUCUCCUGUUAUGCAAGUUUCAUAUUAUGCUUCUUAGCGCGUUAUCAAAAUAUUUAUGCUGUAGUUUAUCGGAAUUGAACAAUAUAUUAUUCUAAUAAUUAUAUGUGUAAUAUUUAUAAUGUGUUAUAAUUGAACAAAACGCUUUCUCGAUUGCUGUAUGUAAAUUGUAUUUUAGCAGAAUGUAGAAUAAGCAAUAAGUUUUCGAUACGUCAUGUUGGACAGCAGUCACAUGCUCAAUUACUUGUAAUGAAAUUAACAAAAUUUGAACGGAAAGACUGACAUUUCGGGGCCAUUUUGAUCGAAAUUAUAAACUGUUGAAUGAAGUACAUUGAUGGAGAUUAUAGUAAACAUCGGCUAUACAGGGUGAGGCGCAUAAACAUUUUAUCUUGGAAAACAUUUUUCUUCUUCUCCCCUUUGUCAAUCCUUCCAAGUAUUUUAAAUUGUCUUAUGUGCUUCUCCUACAAAUUGAUUUUCGAGUUUCGAUUGCGAAGGAUUAAUUUUUGGGUCUUCUCUUUAAUAAUACCAGCCCCUGUAAUCAUGUAGAAUACAGUCAAGAUUGAGUCCUAUAUAGUCAUUACAUUUAUUAUCGACGAAACUAUCUGUAUAAUUUGUUAAUGGACUGAUAAACAAUCAAUAUACGUUUUAAUUUAGUCGUAUCGCUUUCGAUCGAUGCGAUUCUGUUUGACUCUUGUAAUUUUAUGUUCGUGGUUGUGAUGUAAACGUUAAGACUUACGGGAAUACAACGAUAGCACUUUAAACGCUAUAACAUGCAAAUAUAAUUCUUAUUUUCUUGAUAUCCAGCGUUAUAGCGUAGAAUGUGCUUCGUCCUGAAAUUCCUGUAGCUGUGGAAAUAUAAAUACUGCAGCGCUCAAAUAUAACGUCCAGCGUUGUUCCUUUGUAUGCAGGUAACAUCGCUUUGGUAAUUUUUAAUUGUAACUUUUAAUAUAAAACUCCCAUGUGCAGACCGCCCUGAAAAGCCUUUCUCCGUUUGCAGGGUACACUUGUAGAGUUGUUCACAAUUCUCUUUACAUUAGCAAUUCUUUAAUCGCGUCUGUAGUUGUUACAGAGAUUGUUCACGUAUGUAGUGUUAAAUAUGUACUUAACUAAGGUAUAUUUUAUAAUAAACUUUUCCUGAAAAGA